UGAUAACAAUGGUGAAUUAUUUUUCAAGCAAAUUCACCUGUGGUGAAAUGGUGAAAUUGCAAGCCAAAGGAAACGCUUGUCAAAGCUGUGGUAGGUUCGGAAGAAGCAACGAAGAAGAAGUGGUUAAAUAAAAACUGUCAACAAAUCGGCCGGUAUUUCUUCAAGACAAGCUUAAACAUAUUACUGACGCAAUCGAAAGUUGUAUUUGCUUGUGAUUUUUGAAUAAAUGGAUCCGAUUAAGCGUGGAAAAAAGAGUGGCCUGUUCAGGAAGCGAUCUUUGGCAAAGAUAGCAAAGAUUGAUAAGCUGUUACAGGCCGAAAAUCAACCCGUCCCAAGCACGAGCAGGGAAACACAAGAUCCGGAAGAUGUUCAUCCUGUGGCGGAACAAUCGAUCCAAGAUUCAUCAUCCUUGGAAGAUCUAUCAUCCAUCGGAGAUUUGCCAAUAGCAGAGGAGCAGGAAGUGCUAAUUUUGGAUGAUGAUGAGGAUAGCGAUAUUUCGGACUACAUCAUAACGGAGAGCGAUGAAGAGGAUGAAAAUGAUCCGGACCUUGUUGUUGAAGACGAAAUCAACCAAGCUCUUCAUUUGUUUUCCAAGCGAUUGAGAGUUUGGGCAUUAUCACAUAAGAUUACUCAUUCUGCUUUAAAUGAUCUUCUCGUUUUAGUUCGUGAAACUACGGAUAUACAUCUGCCUAUAGAUUCCAGGACUUUUUUGAAGACUCCGAUAGGCGUUGGGAAUGAAAUUUCAAGUGUAGCUGGCGGGCAACUGUGGUACCAAGGAAUUCAAAACGCGAUACAAUAUUGUUUUCCAAAUAUGACCCCUGCUGUUGACGUUAUAUCAAUAAAUCUGUUCACAGAUGGUUUGCCGUUAUAUAACAGCGGGCCAACACAGCUAUGGCCUAUUUUGAUGCAGCUUCAUAACGUCCCGGAAGCUCCGAUAUUGGUGGUUGGAGUUUUUUGCGGUUUAUCUAAACCGGAUAAUGUGGAACAUUAUCUGCGCCCACUUGUAACGGAAUUGAACCAGAUACUGGAAGAAGGAAUAAUUAUUAACACGAAAUCCUUCGGUGUCUGUUUUAGAGCGUUCAUAGCAGAUUCCCCGGCACGAUCCUUUAUAAAAGGAGUUACCUCUCACAACGCUACUUGUGGUUGUACAAAGUGUGAAAUAGUAGGACGAUUCGAUCACGUUGCACGGACAACUGUGUAUGAAGGUGUUGCAGCAGAUCGAACAGACGCGGAAUUUCGACAGGGGAAGUAUAUAAUAGGGCAUCAGAAACGACUGACACCGUUAUUAGAUAUAAGAGGAAUAGAUAUUAUUAAGCAGGUUUUAGUAGCAGAUGAACUACAUUUACAUCAUCUAGGAGUUAUGAAGAAACUUUUAAAGGGAUACACAGGAUCAUUAAAAAGAUUUACGGCAUUAACAGCAUCAGAACAGGAGGAAAUGAAUAGGGUCUUAGUAAAAAUUCAGCUUCCUUCAGAGAUACAUCGAGGAGUUAGGUCGUUGCAGUAUGUAAAAUUUUGGAAGGGGACCGAAUUCCGUUCAUUUUUAAAUCAUAUUGGCAUUCCUUUGCUUCGAGGUAGAAUUCAUGACUCCGAUUACGAACAUUUUAAACUUUUUUAUGUUGCACAAACUUUGCUUUCCAACCAAUAUUUUGAAAUUUACUGGGAAUACGCUGGACAAUUACUACAAAAAUAUGUUGCCGAUUUUAGUUCUGUUUAUAGUAGAGGUCUUUUAACGAGUAAUGUACAUAAUCUUUUGCACGUCCAUGCAGAUGUUAGUAUGUUCGGUCCUCUUCCAACAAUUUCAUCAUAUCCGUAUGAGAAUAAAUUGCAGUUCAUCAAACGUCUAGUUAGAACAGGGCCUAGAACGCUAGAACAGGUGGUUUGCCGGCUAACCGAACUUAGGGAAGUAGAAGUUGCAGUCAGUCAAGAGCUUAAGGUUUAUCCGCAUUUGAAAAUUAAGUCAGGGGAAGUAAUUUUGCACAUUAGAAAGGAUUUUUUGUUAAGACAGGGCAAUAGGAAUGGAUGGUUUUUGACAAAGGACAAAGAAAUAAUUAGGUAUUAUACUGCGACACAAGAUUCAGAAAAUGUUUACAUAGAAGGUCAUAUACUACAGAAGAAGAGUUUAAGUUUCACACGUCCAUGUAAUUCAGACAUAAUAUUUAAUUUUGAUGGUAGAUUAGAUGAUUUAUCGAAUGAGGUAGCUAAAAUCAAUGUUGAUAGGGUGAUGUGUAAGCUAGCAGCAGUUUCGGUAGAUGAAGGAAUAAGUUAUCAUUUCAGUCCAUUACUACAUACUUUAGCAGACUAGGUUAGAUUCAAGGUUUUGUUCUUAUUUUCAGAUUUCCCACUCUAUUGGUAAAUCGUUCUAAUUGUGCUAUCCAAAAACG
Anopheles funestus (African malaria mosquito) is the source of this 2381-nucleotide messenger RNA. RefSeq lists its product as uncharacterized. The coding region runs from base 227 to 2302 and encodes 691 amino acids. The record is from RefSeq and is a predicted model, not a curated record. NCBI's taxonomy places the organism in Eukaryota, Metazoa, Arthropoda, Insecta, Diptera, Culicidae. The transcript has 4 exons.